AUGGAAACCAAGAAAACAGGCUCGUUCGAUGCGCACGACCAGGCGCCUGAAGUAUCUUUUCAGCGAGACGAUGGACCCAUUCCGGCAUCCGUGUAUACCACAAGUACAUUCGACCAGAGUCCGGUGCAUUACUCUCAGCAAGAUAAGCCACCACAAGGCUUCGUACCGUUCCAGCAGCCUUUCAUGCCUGCAUACCCACAAUCGAUGCAAACAGCGGUGCCUUCAAAAUCCAAGCCAGAUGGCGAUAACACUAUCCGCAGGAAGAGAAAAUGGGUAUGGCCUUUGGCUAUGGUCAUUGCGGCGCUGGUCGCUCUUGGUGUCGGGAUAGGUAUCGGAUAUGCAGUUGGCGACAGCAAUUCUUCCAACGACCCUUCUAGCGAUGGGAACGAUGCUGACAGCGAGCUCGUCACCUCCGGCAACACCGGUAUAACCGCCUUCUCCUGCGACUCCUCAGAAGUCUACGCCUCACCCUUCGGCUCCUCUUUCGCACAAGAAUGCUACGUCUCUUACAAAACCAACCAAACCGCAUACGAUAACUCUUCCAUCAUCGUCAAGAAUUUCGCCGGUCUUACUGUAUACAACUUCGAAACUUGCAUGGACGAAUGCGUGAAGAGGAAUCGUCAACUGGAUAUCGGAAAUAUGUUGGGUGACCGCUGUACGGCAGUGAGCUUCUAUGCAAAUUUGACGUACAGUAUACCGGCUUGGGCGGGAAAUUGUUUCAUCAAGAAUGCGAAAGGGAUUGGGAGGAAUUGGGAUCAGAAUUCGAAUGCGAGUUUGACGGCGAGUGCUUAUUUGGUACAGCUGCAUUAA
Molecule: messenger RNA, 810 nt
Organism: Cercospora beticola
Lineage: Eukaryota; Fungi; Ascomycota; Dothideomycetes; Mycosphaerellales; Mycosphaerellaceae
Source: RefSeq, a predicted model, not a curated record